This is a messenger RNA of Bursaphelenchus xylophilus (pine wood nematode), 2939 nucleotides long. NCBI's taxonomy places the organism in Eukaryota, Metazoa, Nematoda, Chromadorea, Rhabditida, Aphelenchoididae. The record is from the annotation of a GenBank genome assembly.
AUGUUGAGCCAUGAAAACGAACAAGAUCCGGUUGAGAACUCGGCCAGCGGCAACCAACUUCCCAAUGAGCGUCCGACCAAGGUCCUGAACGAUGGAUUUGACGUGAGUUUUUGGGUGGUUUUCGCGAUUUUUUAGGAUUUUUUACGUUUUUUUGAAAGUUUUGAGGGGAUUUUCAUACUUUUCGAUUUUUUUCUGGAUUUUCGAGGAAUUCUAGGAAUAUUUCCCCGUAUUUUAGCUGAUGACCGACUCCACGUCCACUCAAAGCUUCCAUGCGGGCGGCAUGGACCAAUGCAACGGAUUCAUGAGACCUAUGGGCGGUCAGUCGGCUCGUGUUAACCCGUCGAUGAUGAAGGCCGGCUAUUUGGCGUCGGUAGGUGAUUUUGCAGAGCUGGAGACGUUUUUAGCUUAUUGUGGAUAAAUUUCUUGAAAUGGGUCAAGUCGUACCCUCGAAUAAGACAGUUUCGGCUUUGGAGAGGAAGACUUGACCCGUUUGGAAGUUUAGCGGGUGGAACGGAAGUUUAGGCUCAGAAUAGUUAGAAGACAUCAUUUUAAGACAGUUAGAAGUCAAGCUUCUGCUUUUGAAGUCGUGAGACGGAUUUUGGAAUACCAUGAAAGACUUUGAGUCAAGUCUUCCCCUCAAAAAUGAUUUUCUCUUUUAAAGGAAGAGUUGACCCAUUUUGUCAUCAGCAGUUAUUUCGCGCUGAUUUUAGACGUUUUAAAAUCAAUUUUUCUCCGUGAGGCCACGAUUUUAGCAUAUUAUUCUUGAAUUUCAGCGCGCGAAACCCCUUCCGGAUCAUCUCGAACCCGCCAGACAUGCCGGAGAAUGGCGUGCCUCCGAUUCGCACGAAAAGGGAUCCUACUGGCGGUUGGUCACCGCUCCGAAGCCAUUGAGGGGAUUUGGGAUUGGCGCCAUGAUCGCCCCGCACAAUGCAACUAGGCCUGUCUUGGCAAUGGGAAGACAGCCGGUUAGAACGGUCUGGAUGCCGGUAAACGGACUGUCCCACUCUUCGUCGUUGAGCACGCUGUGAGUUGAGGAGAGACGGAUUUUUUCUGGCAACAUUUUUUUUUCCGAGCUGCGCCCUCAACUUGUUUUUUUUUGUUCUUGUUUUGCAGCGAUUCGGACGUUGAUGACGAACGCCAUUUUGUCCGCCGCUUCGACGACCCGCCCUGCUCGUUGCCGUGCCUCCAGCGAAUCCUCAACAGUCUGCCGUCGGGCCGCUACGGCAUCUGCCCGCUUCAUGAGCGCGUGAUUCCCCACCCGAGGCCUCCGCCCACGAUUCCAAUGGGCGAACCGAGGGCGCGGGUCCGAUGCAAACCCCUGAACGCGAUCUCACCCAUCUUUUUCCAUGUCCAUCGACGUUUCGAUUUGCCGUGAGUCGAGGAUUUUGGAGGUUUUUUUUUUGUUUUUGAAGUGGUUUUUAGUUGACGGAAAUUUGAGAUUUGAAUUUUUAGGAAAUUGGGCUUCCUCAGAGACUUGCUGGACGCGCAGGAAGAGAAGAUUCAGAGAUAUGUGGUCCAUUAUGUAAGCGGUUUGAGUGAUUUUGGCGAUUUUUGGGGUAUCGACCGGUCGAAAAAUGUUUUGGGAAAAGUUGCGUAAGAACAAAAAAAAUUGGUCAUAGUGCGAAAUAAGAGGUUUUUUGGUAUUGUCAUGAAGUUCAUGGACAUUUUUUCGCUUUCGCACAAUGGAUUUCUGUGUAAAUUUAUGGCGCCGACGCACUUUAUGCACAGUGCGAAAGGGGAAAUAUGUCCAUAAACUUUACGAAAAUACUAAUAGAACCUUUUAUUUUGCAUUAGGACCAAUUUUUUGGUUCUUACGCAACUUUUUCCGAAAUUUUUUUCGACCGGUCGAUCCUCUAAUAUUUGACCGCGAAGAGUAUAUUCUAGUAUAUUGAUCACGGAUUUGACAUUUAACUUACGUUUUGGCCAUUGAAAAUAAAUUUUUUAGCCAGUACAAGGUGGCUACGCGGUCUGCCGCCAUCAAGGCCAACUCCAUCGAUGUCGCAUCAACACGGUGGGGAUGGAGAUGCUCCAAGUGGACCUUAUUGACAUUGGCUCGUCGGCGAUUGUCCCCCACGAAGAGUUGUUCACCAUGCCGACGGAUUUGGCCUCGUUUUCGGCCCCGCUUUCGUUCAAAUGCUCGUUGAUUGGUGGGUUGGUAUGUUUUGGCUUGAUUUUCGAAAUUUUAGAGCAAGACACUCGCUUGUUGGACUUUAAAUCCACUUCCACUUUCAAGGAUCUCAUCAUGGGAACUUUGGAUAUUGUUUUGGAAGGUAAUUUUUGAUUUUUUUUUUGUUCUUACGCAAGUUUAGGAUUUUUUAAAACGAGAUUUUUUGAGUAUUUAGAGGUACAGGCUGGCGUGUUUAUAGUUUUAGUAGUAUUUGCGGGCGUGUUAUAGUUUUUUUUUCUGAUUUUUUCGUGGAAAAAAUUUGAAUUUUUUCAAAAAUAGAUUUGAUGAAAAAAUAAAAAAAAAUUGUUUGAAAAUGGACGGAAAUUGUAGGCAGAGGUGUAUAAAGGCCUCUAUAACUAACACUGACCCCAGAAGGAGCAAGAUUUUUCAAAAAACCAUCGUUUUUUUUAUCUAAAGUAUCAUUUUUUAUACCUACAGUAACAUUCCGAAAAAUUUCGCCUCAAAUUUUUUUCUGAUCCCCAAAAAUUUUUUAGUCCAUGGAACGAUCACCCCCGAAGGCAAGCACCUCGUCCGCCUCAUCCAUCCCGCUCCGCCGGAAAAGCCGAAGGAUCCGUUUGUGGGCCGCGGGACCCGCAAUCGCAAGCCCAAAAUGCGCAUGCAACGCUGCGACGACACGGACGAGAAUUCCGAAGCCGAAGACUUUUCCAACUCGGUGGCGGGUUUCCGCAACUCUGACGACGAAUUUGACGGCACCGCGGAUUAUCGACGCAUCGAAUAUCAGCCGAAAAAUGAUGCAAACUUGUGGUUUUAG